This is a messenger RNA of Racocetra fulgida, 275 nucleotides long. The record is from the annotation of a GenBank genome assembly. NCBI's taxonomy places the organism in Eukaryota, Fungi, Glomeromycota, Glomeromycetes, Diversisporales, Gigasporaceae.
CCUGCAUAGUAAUCAUAUUGAAACCGAGGAUAAAUCAAUUAAUAACCUUGAAAAAAAAGUUGACCUCGAAAAAACCGGUAGUAUAGAUAACAAUUCGCCAACUGUGGUAAAAUCCGAUGAUGCUCAAAGACUCAAAAAUUUGGGCAUUCAAAUUGCCGUUGCCUUGGCUCUUCACAAUUUUCCGGAAGGAUUAUCCACUUUUGCGGCCGCCAUUGCGAAUGCUAAAAUCGGAGUUAUAUAUGCAGUCGCACUUUCCUUACAUAAAAUCCCGGAAG